Molecule: messenger RNA, 1041 nt
Organism: Dromiciops gliroides (monito del monte)
Lineage: Eukaryota; Metazoa; Chordata; Mammalia; Microbiotheria; Microbiotheriidae
Product: CCR4-NOT transcription complex subunit 9-like
Exons: 1
Coding region: 1-1041 (346 amino acids)
Biological process (GO): mRNA catabolic process; negative regulation of translation
Cellular component (GO): P-body; CCR4-NOT core complex; CCR4-NOT complex
Source: RefSeq, a predicted model, not a curated record
AUGAGGGGAGACUAUAUAAAAGGGAACUCCACCUCCCAGGCUAAGGGGAGGGGCCCUAGGAGUUUGGAGAGGAUUGAGGUGGCUGCAGCUUCUCCUACCAUCGGAUCAGAAGUGGCAAUCGAGUUAGGGCUGCUCCCAAGAGACACAGCCAAGGCAAUGGCUGCUCCUGUGCCUACGGCAUUGGCUCAGGUGGAUAGAGAGAAGAUCUAUCAGUGGAUCAAUGAACUGCCCAGUCUGGAAACAAGAGAAAAUGCUCUCCUGGAACUAAGUAAAAAUCAUGAGUCUGUUCCUGACCUUGCCCCCAUGUUGUGGCAUUCUUUUGGUACUAUUGCAGCUCUCUUACAGGAAAUUCAAAAUAUUUACCCAUCUAUCAGUCCACCUACCUCGACUGUACAUCAGUCUAACAGAGUUUGCAAUGCAUUGGUACUAUUGCAAGAUGUGGCAUCCCACCCAGAAACCAGGUCAGCAUUUCUUGAAGCCCAAAUACCCCUCUUCUUGUAUCCCUUUUUGCAAACAGCCACCAAGACUCCUGCCUUUGAAUAUCUUUGUCUCACCAGCCUUGGAGUUAUUGGGGCCCUGGUCAAAACAGUUGAAGAAGAAGUGGUCAACUUCUUAUUGACGACAGAAAUCAUCCCUUUAUGUUUGAGCAUUAUGGAAGCUGGAAGUGAACUUUCCAAAACCAUUGCCACAUUAAUCUUUCAGAAGAUUCUCCUGAAUGACUCUGGAUUGGCCCAUUUAUGUCAGACAAAUGAGCAGUUCUCCCAAGUCACAAUGAUCUUGGGUAAGGUGGUCCUGCAAUUGUCCAAAGAACCUUCUGCCCGACUGUUGAAGCAUGUGAUCAGAUGUUACCUUCGUCUUUCAGAGAACCCCAUGGCACGUGAAACACUCAGGCAGAGCUUGCCUGACCAGCUGAAAGAUACCACAUUUGCCCAGAUGCUAAAAGAUGACACCACCACCAAGCACUCGCUCGAACAGCUUUUGGAAAAUCUGGGGGAAGGCCAGGUUGCCGACACCCACAGCACCCCCUUGAAACCUCAGUGA